Cydia fagiglandana is the source of this 839-nucleotide messenger RNA. RefSeq names its product trypsin epsilon-like. Gene Ontology annotation, biological process: proteolysis. The record is from RefSeq and is a predicted model, not a curated record. Lineage: Eukaryota; Metazoa; Arthropoda; Insecta; Lepidoptera; Tortricidae. The coding region runs from base 61 to 822 and encodes 253 amino acids. The transcript is spliced from 3 exons. Gene Ontology annotation, molecular function: serine-type endopeptidase activity.
UCUGUGAAAAACAUUGAUUAAUCGAUAAGGAACCGGACAACUAUUUUACAUCAAGAAAUAAUGGCAGUAAGACUAUUAAUCAUGAUAUGUGGCUUGAAAUUAGUUUUUGGGAAACAUGAAGGUUUCAUAGUCGGAGGUGACUAUGUUGAUUCUAUCAAUGAUUUCCCUCAUGUCGCUGCUUUAUAUGUAUAUCAUAGUGAUCGAGAGGGAGACAAUUUUUGUGGAUCGUCCAUAUUGAACCAAUAUAUUUUGUUAACUGCUGCGCACUGUGUGGUUAAUGAUGUCGUGAAAGUCACAGCAUUUGUGGGGAGCUUAGAUAGGGGGAAUGGAAAACUACACCGCAUUGACAGAUACGUGCAGCACGAACGAUGGGAUAUACCCACUGACAGCAACGACAUAGCCUUAGUUAGGCUGAAGACACCGUUGUUAUUCGAUGAGACAGUGAAGAGAGUGAUAUUAAUGAAGACACCGCCAAAAGUUAAAGUAGCGGAAGUGGCUGGUUGGGGAACAGUUGACGAAGUAACCAUCAUUGCUUCCAAUAUACUUAAGUACACAAAACAAAAGCUGUGGACUCUUAAAGAGUGCAGAAAAGUCUUGAAAGACGCACCCGACGGAACCAUUUGCGGUGGCAGGAUAAACGCCAAGAAAAAUUUUGCAUCGUAUGGAGAUUCCGGCAGUGGCCUCAUAGUUAACAAAAAUAUAAUUAUUGGGAUUGCCUCCUUCAAAGUCGUCGAAAUUACAACCAGUCUGUUGGUCUACACGGACGUCGCAUACUUCUACGACUGGAUUUUGGUCGAAUCGACACGAUUAGCAUGCUCUUAAUAAAGAAGAAAACUGUU